Mus musculus (house mouse) is the source of this 1292-nucleotide messenger RNA. RefSeq names its product lipase, member O4 (gene Lipo4). The transcript has 9 exons. The coding region runs from base 1 to 1197 and encodes 398 amino acids. Gene Ontology annotation, molecular function: hydrolase activity, acting on ester bonds. The record is from RefSeq and is marked inferred. Gene Ontology annotation, biological process: lipid metabolic process. NCBI's taxonomy places the organism in Eukaryota, Metazoa, Chordata, Mammalia, Rodentia, Muridae.
AUGCUCUGGCUGCUGAGAACAAUGUGCCUUAUCCAUCUACUUGGAAAAUUAUUUUGUUCAUUUGGAACAAAGAAGAAUCCUGAAGCUCACAUGAAUGUUAGUCAGAUUAUUAAACACUGGGAAUAUCCAAGUGAAGAAUAUGAGGUUGUGACUGAUGAUGGCUACAUUCUUCCAAUUAACCGAAUUCCUCAUGGGAAGAACAAUGCUAAUAGUUCAGCCCCAAAGAUGGUAGUAUUUUGUCAGCAUGGCUUGCUUGCAACUCCUGGUGCAUGGGUUUCCAAUCUUCCUGACAACAGCCUGGCCUUCAUCCUAGCAGAUGCUGGGUAUGAUGUGUGGAUGGGAAGCAGUAGAGGAAGUACCUGGGCAAAGAAACAUGUGACCCUCAACACAGAUUCUAAAGAAUUCUGGGAUUUUAGUUUUGAUCAAAUGAUAAAAUAUGACCUUCCAGCCACCAUUAAUUUCAUUCUGGAUAAAACAGGACAAAAGCAGAUUUACUAUAUUGGCCAUUCUCAAGGAACCCUUAUUGCUAUUGGGGCAUUUGCAACAAAUCAAAAACUAGCAGAAAAGAUUAAACUCAACAUAUUAUUGGCUCCAAUUUAUAGUGUUCAACAUUCCAAAGGUAUUGCCCGCCUUACAUCUUACCUCACUCCAACGACUAUCAAGGUCCUCUUUGGUGAAAAAGAAUUUUUGCCUACCGUAGUUUCCAGCGAGGUGGGUGCAUAUGUAUGCGAUAUUAACUUGGUCACUGCUGGUUGUGCUGCUAUGAUUGGAUCGAUGGGUGGAUAUUCUCCAGAACAGUUAAAUAUGAGCCGCCUUGAUGUGUAUGUAAAGCUCAAUCUAGCAGGAACAUCAGUAAAAAUUCUUAUACAUUAUAAUCAGAUAAGAAGAAGUGGCAUACUUCAGGCUUAUGAUUGGGGAAGUUCAUCUCUGAAUAUGCAACACUACAAUCAGACUACUCCUCCUGUAUACAAUGUAGAAGACAUGAAGGUUCCAACUGCCAUGUUUACUGGUUUAAAAGAUUUUUUAUCUGACCCAGAAGAUGUUGAAAUUUUGAAACCCAAAAUCCACAACCUCACAUACCUUAAGACUAUUCCUGAUUUUAGCCAUUUUGAUUUUAUAUGGGGAUUAAAUGCUAGGGAAGAGGUUUCUGAGGAAAUUUUAACAAUUCUUAGGAAAUAUGAUGGUGAUUAUAUUUAGCUUUUUGCAUGAUUUUAAACCUUUCUGAAAGUCUCUUGUUCUUAUAAGUGCAAAUGUUUUCUUGCUUGGCCAUUAUUCACCUUAAUUAUCUUUGA